[Torrubiella] hemipterigena is the source of this 2902-nucleotide messenger RNA. The record is from the annotation of a GenBank genome assembly. Lineage: Eukaryota; Fungi; Ascomycota; Sordariomycetes; Hypocreales; Clavicipitaceae.
GCCAGCCUGUGGCAUCCGCGGUAAUCUUUCGGCGCUGCGGGGAAUUUCACGACAGAUUGAAAAUUCUGAGCAAAGGCUUCUUCUUCUUCAAACUUCUUUCACAUCCACGCCUGCUCGUUCAAGAUGCUCAGCUCGGCCGCAAGAGCUACCGCUACACGCGCCGUCCCGCGAAGCGCCUCGCUUGUGCGGAGCUACAGCAGCGCCUACGAUAGCACCAUUCCGAACCUCAAAAUUGGCAGCGACACACGUGUCAUCUUCCAAGGAUUCACCGGUAGAGCUGCCACGGCAAACGCCAAAGACACCAUAGAGUAUGGAACCAAGAUUGUCGGUGGUGUAUCCCCCGGCAAGGGUGGUCAGACACAUCUCGAUCUGCCCGUCUUCAACACAGUCCGCGAGGCCAUGCAAGAGGUAAAGCCUCACGUCAGCGCCGUCUUCGUCCCUGCCCAAGGAGCAGCAGCAGCCAUUAUCGAGUCGAUAGAAGCAGAGGUGCCCUUGGUUGUCUCUGUCGCCGAACACAUCCCCGUCCACGACAUGCUGCGCGUCCACGAGAUCCUGCGCACGCAGACGAAAACGCGUCUUGUCGGGCCUAAUUGCCCCGGAAUCAUUGCCCCCGAACAGUGCCGAGUCGGCAUCAUGCCGUAUAAGCAGUACAAAAAGGGCUGUGUUGGUAUCGUCAGCAAGUCAGGCACCCUCAGCUACGAGAGCGUCGGGUCUACAAGCAAGGCUGGUCUCGGACAGAGCAUCGUCGUCGGUAUGGGCGGUGAUUUACUCCCUGGGACGACACUUGUCGAUGGCCUUAAGCUCUUUUUUGACCACCCCGAAACAGAAGGCAUCAUUGUCAUUGGUGAGAUUGGCGGCGAGGCCGAACUACGAGCGGCCGAGGCAAUCAAGGAGUACCGCAAAAAAACGCCGAAUCCCAAGCCCAUCAUUGCCAUGGUAGCUGGGCAGACGGCACCAGAAGGCAGAACCAUGGGCCACGCUGGCGCUGUCUUGAGUCCACGGGAUGCGCCUGCUAGUGUAAAGGUGGCGGCGCUGAGAGAUGCCGGUGCUGUCAUUGUGCCGCAUCCGGGCGUGAUGGGAGCUACCAUGAAGGAAUUGCUGGGAAGGUAAUAUCAUUAUCAUAGAGAGUAUAAACUUUGAGCAUAAAUGAAGGACAAGCACGUUUGGUGGUCAAGGUUGUUUUACCAACAUUCUUCAAUCAAUUACAGUCAUACUAUUUUUAUACAUCUUUACACUAGUAGUGGUCCUCCAGCGUAAUCGUGACCGUCUUGGAAAUCAAGUACUCGGCCACAGCAACAUCCUUACCACUCUCCUUGCCGUAUCCCGACUCCUUGAUACCGCCAAAGGGGCUCUCAGCAGCCGAGCUGUUGCCCGUGUUGACGCCAAUCAUGCCCGCCUCCAAGUUCUCAGCCAAGCGGAAGACACGGUCCAUGUUCUUGGUAAAGGCGUAACUAGCAAGACCCAUGCUUGUAUCGUUGGCGAGAGCAACCACCUCGUCUUCUGUCUCGAAGCUGUAGAGGCCGCAGACAGGCGCAAAUGUCUCUUCGCGAGUCAUCAGCAUAUCCUUGUUCAUACCCGUCAGGAUCACCGGCUCCAUAAAGUAUCCUGAUACGCCCUGGCCCUUACCAGCACCCUCUUUGACGUUGCCCUUGCCCGUACCAAGAGCAAUCUUGGCACCUUUGGCCACAGCAUCGGCCACCUGCGCCUCUGCCUUGACAAUACCAUUGGGUGUUGUGACGGGGCCCAUAGUUGUUCCCUCUUUAGCACCAUGGCCGAUAACAAGGCCCUUGGUCUUGGCCACAAUCAUAUCGGUAAACUUUUGGUACACACCGGACUGGACAUACAAUCUGUUGGCAGUGAUGCAAGCCUGGCCAGCGUGGCGCCACUUUAGCAGCAUAAACUGGUCGACAGCCUGCUCGAGGUUCGCAUCGUCAAACACGAUAAAUGGACAGUUUCCACCUAGCUCUAGAGUGCACUUCUUGAGGUUCUUUGCGCAAAUGCCUGCAACAAUCUUGCCGACGCGCGUGCUACCAGUAAAGGUCACCUUGUGCACAUUUGGAUGCAAGCACAGCGCCUCAGACAGGCUAGGCGUGUUGUCUAGUGAUGUAGUCAAGACGUUGAGUACACCCUUAGGGAAGCCAGCUCGAUCAGCAAGAUCUGCUAGCGCCAACACAGUCAGCGGGGUUUCGGGCGACGGCUUAAUCACCAUGGUACAUCCCGCUGCGAGAGCCGCACCAGCCUUGCGCAAAAUCAUGGCAAUGGGGAAGUUCCAUGGAACCAGAGCGACAGCCACACCAAUGGGCUGCUUGACAACCAUGACACGACGGUUCGGCGCAGCAGGGACGCUCACGGAGCCCUGGAUGCGCUCGGCCUCGCCUGCAAACCACCAUGUGAAUCCAAGCGAGUAUUCCAGCUCGCCCUGCGCUUCAGCCAGAGGCUUUCCCGUCUCAUAUGUGACCAGCUUGGCAAUGUCGUCGCGGUUGGCCGUAAUCAGAUUGUGCCAUACCAUGAGGAGCUGUGCUCGCUUGCGGGGGUUCAUCUUGCGAUAUGUCUGGAAGGUGUCGUCGGCCGCCUUGACAGCCGCAUCGACGUCUUCCGCGGCAUUGUCCGGGCACGAGGCCCAAAUUGUAUCGUUUCCGGGGUCAAUGACAUCGAAUCGUUUGCCAGAUUUGGCGUCGACCCAGUUGCCGCCAACGUACGACUUGUCGUGUAAGAGCGUCGGGUCGUUGAGUGUGAACGGUAGCUUGGUCGUCAUUGUGUUGUGUGGGCUGUGGUUCGGAGGGAAUGGAAUAGAUGGUGCUUAUGCUAAAGAAAAGUAGGCGUCAGUCCCUUUUUAUGGUGUUUUGGAAAAUGAAUGACGGCAUGCAAGAGGCGAAAGGUGGAGGUGGUAACCAUGGUCGGA